Molecule: messenger RNA, 487 nt
Organism: Symbiodinium necroappetens
Lineage: Eukaryota; Dinophyceae; Suessiales; Symbiodiniaceae
Source: the annotation of a GenBank genome assembly
GUCGCAAAACCGAGCGAGAAUGGAGCCCUCCUUCAACGAGCUUCGUCGGGAAGCUUUGGCCCGAGAUCCAGAGCUGGUGGUGACGAAUGCCGUCAAUGACGAGCUCAUGCAGAGCCUGGACUACAAGAUGCGCACAUCGAACGCGUCCUACGUAAUAUCUCGCAAAGAUGUGCAGUAUUUCCCAAGCUCCCUCAGCACCAUCACGCCCACGACAUCAAGAGUUGUUCGCGUGCCCUUGACUUCGGGCUCUGAUUUUAUCGACCCUGAGAGCAUCAAGGUAGCCUUUCGCUUCGUCAACAACGAUGCCGCCAACGACUACCACCCCAUCAUGGGGCAUCCUGCCUGCCUGAUCAAAAGAAUCCAGCUUUUCGCCAACGGUCAGCGAACAGACGACAUCGACAACUACGGCAGAACCGUGCACCUGUACACGCUGCUGAAGCCGCGCGAGUGGUGGAUCAAUCAGUCCAACGAGGGCUUCGAAAUCAAC